This is a messenger RNA of Lithohypha guttulata, 417 nucleotides long. RefSeq names its product mitochondrial import inner membrane translocase subunit TIM16 (gene PAM16). The record is from RefSeq and is a predicted model, not a curated record. The coding region runs from base 1 to 417 and encodes 138 amino acids. The transcript is spliced from 2 exons. Gene Ontology annotation, biological process: protein import into mitochondrial matrix. Gene Ontology annotation, cellular component: TIM23 mitochondrial import inner membrane translocase complex. Lineage: Eukaryota; Fungi; Ascomycota; Eurotiomycetes; Chaetothyriales; Trichomeriaceae.
AUGGCGCAUCGAUUACUAGCGCAGAUAGUGAUUACUGGCGGACGAGUCUUUGGCAGAGCCUUCACAGAGGCAUAUAAACAAGCACAAGCAUCAUCAGCGUACGCCCGAGCAGCAGCAAAGAAUGACCCUGGCGCGGUACGGACUGCUGGCGCAUCUGGCCUGACGCUCGACGAGGCCUGUAAAAUCCUAAAUGUCAAACCACCGCAAGGAGGCCAAACCAAUAUGGAGAGCGUCAUGGAACGAUUCAAGAAGCUCUACGACAUCAACGAUCCUCAAAAAGGAGGCAGUUUUUACUUGCAGUCCAAGAUAUUACGCGCUCGUGAAAGGAUAGAAGCCGAAGUACGAGACGCUGCAAGGAAGGCUCAGAUGGAGAAAGAGUUGAGUGAAGGUUGGAAACCAAAAAUGUACAAAGAAUAA